UCCACUUAUAAAGGCUGUAUGAUACAAUUGAAAAGCUAGUGUGUGCCCUCUGAUUUGGGGAUUUUUUUUUUGGGUCAAACUAUUUCGAAGGUAAAGAAGAACUUUUAAUAGUUAAAUAUAAAGGUUCUUUUCAAAGCCUGAUCUCUGUCUUUUGUGUGGAGUGAAAACAUCUUGACAGAAUCAUGUCUCACCAAAGAAUUGUGUUCUGUUGUGAUUUGAUAUAUGAUUCUGUCAGGAUCCAGAAAGUUUUGUGUGUUUGGGGCUCAGCUGUGAAACUGGGAGCCCCAGAAUGGACCUGGAGCAAACUGUUUCUGCCUUGCUGUCAAAAAAUGAACAACUCGGGCAGGAGAACGAUCAGUUGAAGUUGAUGCUAAGUGUAGUCAAGGAAAACAGAGACCUGAGAGCCUGGAUACAGAGCUUUGACAAUUCUACUCUGGAGGAUUUAACAGGUAGUGCAAGUGUUUUUCUUUGCCACUAGAUGUCAGCCAGGGUGCAGUUCAGAGUUGUCAGUGUAGUUGCUAAUAAUUACAACAGGAACCAGAAUGAGGUAUGAAAAACAUUUUGUAAACUCAGUGCUCUGUUUUUAUAAGUAUUUGCAGUUUUGUAUUGUUUUGGUCAAGUAAUCUCCUGUCUUUGUAACAUAAAAUAGUACUAAGCAUAUACAAAUAUAGGCCUUUUCACCGUGUUACAAAUGUAAACAGACCAGAUUUAUAUGUAGUUGUAGCAUUUCAUAGUAACAGCUGACAGGGACAAAACUGAUCCAAACUGUUCCCUAGCAACACAAUUCCAAAGAAAUGGUCCAGGCAGUAUAUUCUGAUUUCUGGUUGUAACUUUUUCUUUUUUUAAUCAUCAAAAUAAUCGGUUAUUUUGUGAGUUUGUUUAAUAUCUUACGUGUUAAAAUAGAUAUUGUGUUAAAUAUAAAAUGAUAAAUAAUAUAAAAUCAGUUGAUCAAUUCUAAAACACAAUGGGUACCAUUCUAAAGACGUUAAAACAGGUUGUGUCAUUAAAGUAUCCACUUCACAGACUGCUUGUCUUAAUAAAUGCAGUAUGUAUGACAAGAAUAACAUCUUGCUUUCUUGUUAUCAGUUUGCUCACCAUCAGGAAGAAAACCAUCCAGUCUGUGGCAAACCACCUCUGAUGAGGCACAGUUCAGAAAAGACUUGCAACAAUCCGCAAGCAAACACAAACACCAAACCUCGUCCCCUGUCGACUUCAAGUCUUUCAUACAAAGCUCGAUGUUUACAGACACAUGUGAGAAAGCAGAGUCUCAAAGCUGCCAGGCUGAUGUUCCUCUUGAGGUCAAAAACAGGCUGCUGGGAGAGAUUGCUUACCAACUGGAUGGGAGGAUUCUCUCUUAUGUCUUCCAGGGCCACAAGAGGCUUUACGGUUUCACACUGCUCAAUUUGCCAGAGAAGAUCAUUCAGGUUAGCACCCAUCCCCUGACAGGGAAGGUGGAUGAGGGCUAUCGGCUUCAUCUCACUCAGAGGUAUGCUGAUCUCAUGGAGCAGUUGAACCGGCUCGGUUUUAAAACAACACUUCACCCCCCUUUCACCGAAUUUAUUGUCAACACUUAUGGGAUCCUGAAGGAGAGGCCUGAUAAAUACAGCACUCAGACAAUGGACUACAAUAAUCCAGACUUUCUGAGGGAGCUGAUAGUGACGACAGCACCGGGAAAACUUCAGAAGGACCUGCUGCUUGUGCUCACCUGCCUCUGCAGCAUGGCCCAGAAGGACAGAAAACCUCUUCUUCUCUACUAGUGAUGACUGCAUUCAGAGACAUUUACAA
This is a messenger RNA of Toxotes jaculatrix (banded archerfish), 1785 nucleotides long. RefSeq names its product speriolin-like protein. The record is from RefSeq and is a predicted model, not a curated record. The coding region runs from base 1236 to 1757 and encodes 173 amino acids. The transcript has 3 exons. NCBI's taxonomy places the organism in Eukaryota, Metazoa, Chordata, Actinopteri, Toxotidae.